Molecule: messenger RNA, 2822 nt
Organism: Salvelinus sp. IW2-2015
Lineage: Eukaryota; Metazoa; Chordata; Actinopteri; Salmoniformes; Salmonidae
Gene: hoxd4a
Product: homeobox D4a
Exons: 2
Coding region: 1095-1865 (256 amino acids)
Biological process (GO): positive regulation of transcription by RNA polymerase II; embryonic skeletal system morphogenesis; anterior/posterior pattern specification
Cellular component (GO): nucleus; nucleoplasm
Molecular function (GO): RNA polymerase II cis-regulatory region sequence-specific DNA binding; DNA-binding transcription factor activity, RNA polymerase II-specific
Source: RefSeq, a predicted model, not a curated record
CUUCGAUUUACUUAUCUACUUUUAUAGAAUUUCUAAUCAUAACAAGUUAUAACAUUGGAUGAUGGAGUGCACAUCGUUUGAUUGCUGGAUUGUACCAGCUAUUGUGUCUAAUGGUAAAAUGAUAUUUGAUAUAUUCUAUUGAGUAGAAUCUGUUCUAAUUGUGAAAGUAAAUGUUUGAGUUAUAUGCUCUUUCAGUGUCACUUGUCAUUUCAUUUGGUGAUUUACGUUGAUAUAACGACAUCGUCCUAGUCAUGCUCAGGAGAAGCCUUUUUACACGCGUCACUUUUUGGCCUGUACACCUAUCAUUACAGCCAAACAGUCCUUUUCGUUUUGAUAGUGAACAAAAAGUAACUUGUUACUUGUACUUGCCAUAACAAAAGUUAUAGGAGACUGAAAUCUAAACAGAUUUUAACAUGGCAUCAAAGUAAUGCAUUUUUUCUUACGUUUUCAUACGUUUUAACAUUUCAAUCAUUGAAUUAUUGACUGUUUGGCAUUGGUUGGUUGCCACGAGGCUCUUUCAAUAGUUUUGAAAGGGAUAGGGUAGAUGAAAUGAUGAGAUUCUUGUAACUUUUGGAUGACCCCUUCUUGACAAAGACAGUCCCCCAUCAAUUGUCCCCAGGCUUUAGUCCCCUCUUUUUGUGCCAGGGGGAGGUUUUGUAUCUUUUGUUUGUUUAUCUGUCAGACUCACUGGCCUUAGUUUGAUUUAGUAUUGUAGAACAAUAAGCAUAUUAACCAUAUUAUUACACAACACCAUCUAAAUGUCCAUCUAUACCCAAACUUUGUAUUUAAUCCAUUCAGAUUAUUUCCCAUUGACUGUUAGGGAUGACCACAACUGAUAUUAAACUGUUGACAUUAGGUACAUAACAUUUUACAUUUCAUUUUUCAAUAUAGCGAGUACAUUGCCAAUCCUGCAUUGGAACUGGUUAAAUAUUUGUUUUUAUUCAAAAUAAUUUCGGUGUUUUUUUUAAGUUUGUGAAAAUUGCUGCUGUAGGUGUGCAGUGUAUACCCGUUAAUGAACUAGCUUUACCUCCAUUGGUCAAUCUGGUCACAUGGUUCCCUAACUUUAUUCAGUUGACAGCAAGUAGGAGGGCUUUAUGGAGGGUGGAAAAAAAGACAACUCGAGAAAAAUUUGUAUUUUCUACCUUCAGAAAUUAAUGACCAUGAGUUCGUUUAUGGUGGACUCUAAGUAUGUGGACCCAAAAUUUCCUCCUUGUGAGGAAUAUUCUCAAAAUAGCUAUAUACCUGAGCAGGGGACUGACUACUACGGUCCAGCGCAGGACCCAGGUUUCCAGCAUCCAGGAAUCUAUCCACGGUCAAACUACCCCGAGCAACCCUUCAGUUGUACCACUGUGCAGGGUUCUACAGUGCAGCCGCGGGGUCAUGUGCAUGAGCGAGCCAGCAACCCUAUCCCUUUCACUGCACAGACCGAGCCGUGUCCCCCGGUCCAAGUGACUGGCCCCCGGACUUGUGGACAGCAACAAAACACAAAGAACCAACAUGGGAUACAAGCCAAGCAGCCUACAGUAGUUUACCCCUGGAUGAAGAAACACCACGUUACUACGGUAAACCCGGACUACACAGGACCUGAACCGAAACGGUCUCGGACAGCUUAUACAAGACAGCAGGUUUUGGAACUGGAAAAGGAAUUUCAUUUUAACAGAUAUCUGACCAGGCGGCGUCGCAUAGAGAUUGCCCAUACACUCGUUCUCUCCGAGCGUCAGAUCAAAAUCUGGUUUCAAAACAGAAGAAUGAAAUGGAAAAAAGACCAUAAACUACCGAACACAAAGGGAAGAUCUGCAUCGGCUUCCAGCCAACAUUUACAAAGUAUUCAGAAGGAUAAUCAGACUGAUAUCACAACUUUAUGAAUAUUAUGGGAAACUUUGAAUCUUACAUGAACUGUAGGCCUAUAAAAACUAUUUCCCAUUUGACUUUGCAUGAUCUCAAACAUGGCAUUUUCGUCAUAGGCAGUUACAUUCAGAAGGACCCUCGAUGUGUGUUGGCUCGCUGAAUUGAGUCAACUUCCAACAUUGUAACUGAUAGGUGCUCAGAAGAUACGAGUGCGUCAUUACAUGCUUCACAUGCUUCAAAGAGGUAGCAGUAGAUGAACGAGAACUUUCGCUUUCGGACGAAAGCUUGUGAAAGAGGUUUUCAUAUGGUAGGCCUAGUCUUCUUGCUUGCUAUGGUUCUCUUCUCACCUCAAAAGUCAGAGUACUGCCUGAACAUUUAUGUCUUUAUUUAAAAGGGGGGGAAAAUGUACAAUUAUGUGAAGCUUUUGUACACUUUAAUUGGAAAUUGUCUUGUGAUGAAAUCAAGCUUUUAAAAAGAACAAUAUUGGAUUCAUAUAUUGCAAAAAAUAAAAUGGCCAUUGCACACAAAGCAUCAGUUGAUCCAUACAUUUGUGACAAUAUUUGUUACUUUUAUAUAGCCUAGCUUAAAAAAAAGUAGUGAACUCGUAUUUAUGGGUGCUAACUGGUUGAAUUUGUUCUGUUUACGUUUUCUGAACUUUUAUACAAUAAAGCUUUUAAAAUGGCGUUAAAUUCUAUUGAGAAACAAGACAUUCCUGUGUGCAGACCUUUCCCAGUGCCCUUAUUCGGUUAUAAAUCUCUCUUGACAUCUUUGUAAACAGUGUACAUUUAAAGAGGGUCUCACAUAUGGAUUCUGAAACUCUUUCAUGAGUUCCCUUGUUCUUUGCAUCGAAUUUAUAUUUUUUAAGAUGCUUCGCUAUUUUUAUUUUGAUCCAUAUCAAACAGAACACUAUUAAAACGAUAUAUUAAAUGUUAAGGACGUUGAGGAAUAAAAAUACGUGUCAUAUGUUUCCCUCA